This is a messenger RNA of Penicillium argentinense, 1728 nucleotides long. RefSeq names its product FHA domain protein. Gene Ontology annotation, biological process: mitotic spindle assembly checkpoint signaling; negative regulation of septation initiation signaling; ubiquitin-dependent protein catabolic process. The coding region runs from base 1 to 1728 and encodes 575 amino acids. Gene Ontology annotation, cellular component: cytosol; mitotic spindle pole body; ubiquitin ligase complex. The transcript is spliced from 2 exons. Lineage: Eukaryota; Fungi; Ascomycota; Eurotiomycetes; Eurotiales; Aspergillaceae. The record is from RefSeq and is a predicted model, not a curated record. Gene Ontology annotation, molecular function: protein binding; ubiquitin protein ligase activity.
AUGGAGACCGCCACCGCCUCCGCCUCCUUCUCCGACUCUUCGCAUCGCCCCGGUCGCCUUCGUCGCUUCAGCCAGCUGCGACAGAACCUGUCGGGCCAUCGCUCGCGCAACAGUAUCAGCAAUCGAGUUUCUUGGUUAUCCUCCUCGUUGCCCGGCCGCGAUUCCACAGUGACGCAGGUGGGGAACUCCACUGCUCCAUGCCCCGACAGUGACCAACCCACCCUCGCUCGCUACACUUCGGCGCCCACCUCGAGCUCCCGCGCGCUGGCUCUUGACAACCAGCCCUCCUCGACCGACUCCGCUCGCUCGAAUUCUCCAAACGAGCCAUCCCGGACAUCCAAUGUCAUGGCCCGGCUGAGAAGCUCCUCCGCCAUGCAGGGUCGACCACCCCGAACCCUGGGCCGAACCACCACCCCAGACGGCCCAACGACGUCCCCAGAACCAACAGCCGCCGCCGCCGCCGCGAACGAUGCGCCUGCCGAGGGGAUCAGUACCCCGCCGGUCGAGAUGCAGGAGGGAGAAGAAGAGGCGAACAAGCCAAAGCAGAAGGCCACCAUCCGAUUUUUCCCUUACCAAGACACCUACCAAAACUCACGACCGUCGCUACCCUUUGUCCCCGUCGCUCGCACCCUGCCGUCCGAAAGCUGCGUGAUUCGCGUCGGUCGCUACUCCGAACGCGAUGGCAUUCCGAUCCCCAACCCGGCCGAGCCCUCGGAUGCCCCCGUGGGCUUCAAGUCGAAGGUGGUGAGCCGCAAACAUUGCGAGUUCAUGUUUGUCAAUGGCCAGUGGCACGUCAAGGAUGUCGGAAGCUCGUCUGGGACGUUCUUGAACCACAUGCGCCUCAGCCAACCAAACAUGACCUCCCGGCUGUAUUCCAUCAAGGACGGCGACAUCGUGCAACUGGGCAUCGAUUUCCGGGGAGGUGAGGAGAUGAUCUUCCGCUGCGUUCGGAUCCGAAUCGAAUGCAACCGCUCCUGGCAGCAGCAGCCCAAUGAGUUUAACAAAAACACCGAAAGCCUCAUCAAGAACCUUGGCAAAGGAGACACCGCAGACUAUUCCGGUUGUCGCGAAUGCUCGAUCUGCCUCGGGUCCGUAUUGCGGCCCUACCAGUGUUUGUUCAUGGCAGCAUGUGCCCAUGUCUGGCACUACAAGUGCAUUAGUCGCCUGCUGCAUUCGCCCGACUACCCCAUGUUCCAAUGUCCCAACUGCCGUGCGUUUACAGACCUGAGCGCCGAGGUCGACGACACGCCCGAGUACGAAACCGAGAGUAAAAAGGCGGCUGCGGCGAAGGCUGGACCCGCGCCGGAAGAUGAGACAGAAGGUCCAUCUCGCUCAGCAACGCAGACACCCGCAGAGGCACCGGCUACAAAUGCCGCUGGGGAGAGCUCGGAGCCACAGGAACAAUCCGAGGGCCGGGCUGAAGAGGGUGAAUUGGUCACCGAUGUCGAAAACCUGCAUCUGCGAGAAGAGCAGUUGGCCGAGGCGGACGCAGAAAGUCGAGGCUCCGACUCACCGGCUCCAAAUGGUAGUAACGAUGAUCUUGCUCGGAGUGCGACGAUCAACAUUCCUGGCUUCCAGCCAACACAACCUCUGAAUGUCCCGCCCGGUCGGUCAUCACACCUGCGAGCCGAUACUCCAGUUCGCUCGGAAACGUCCGAUGACAAUCCCCUGACCCCUCGAAAUGACUCCGGGCCGUUGGCGUUCGAUGGCCGUGCAGGAAUGCAAUGA